GUGGACCAAGACCGGACCUUUGGUGACGGAUUGUGUGAGAACAAUGAACGUGUCACAGCCUGAUAGCAGGAAACCAAUACGGGAUCUGCUUUUGGAGGUUGGCAUCCGAGUUCUGCUCUUUGGAGUUUUUGCAUUUACUGAAUUUCUAGAGCCCUUUGAAAGAGUCAUACAACCUGAGGAGCUUUGGCUCUACAAGAACCCGCUGGUUGAGUCCGAUCACAUUCCUAAGAGAGUCAUGUUCGCAAUCUCCUUCCUUACCCCGCUGGCUGUGAUAUUUGUUGUGAAGAUAAUUCAGAGGACAGACAAGACUGAAAUUAAAGAGGCAUGUUUAGCUGUUUCACUGGCGCUCGCUUUGAACGGAGUCUUCACAAACACCAUCAAGUUGAUUGUCGGCAGACCUCGGCCUGACUAUUUCCAGCGGUGUUUCCCAGAUGGUCAAGUGAAUGCAAAGAUGCUGUGCACUGGAGAACCACAUCUGGUCUCAGAGGGGCGCAAGAGUUUUCCCAGUAGCCAUUCCUCCUUUGCAUUUUCUGGCCUUGGUUUCACUUCCUUCUACCUGGCGGGGAAGCUGCAGUGCUUUACCAGGCAGGGUCGAGGUCGGAGCUGGCGUCUCUGUGCCACGGUGCUGCCCCUCUACAGUGCAAUGAUGAUUGCAUUGUCCCGAACCUGCGACUACAAGCACCACUGGCAAGAUGCCUUUGUUGGAGGCGUGAUCGGGCUGCUGUUUGCAUACAUCAGCUAUCGCCAGCACUACCCCCCCUUUCUGCACACGGACUGUCACCUCGCCUACGCCAGCCUGACUGCAACCGCUCACAUCACCCCGCCUCAACCCCAGGAGGAUCAGCGGGCCACUGAAAAUGCCACCACCCUCCCUCUGGAGGGCUUGAUAGAAGCGCCGCUAUGACUAGUGGCCACCACCGAGACCACCCUCGCCGAACCAGAGAGCCCCCUCCACAUUCCCACUGACUAACUUACAUGGCUCCUGUGUACAUUCCAGAGGACAGUAAUCAAGCCACACUCCACCUCCAUCCUGUUCUAUACUGUCUAGGUCAGGGGUGUCAAACUAAUUUUAGAUCGGGGGCCACAUUGAGAAAAAUAUACUCCCAAGAGGGCCGGACUGGUAAAAUCACGGUACGAUAACUUAAAAAUAAAGACAACUUUAGAUGUUUUUCUUUGUUUAAAAAUAGAACAAGCACAUUCUGAAAAUGGACAAAUCAUAAUGUUGUUGGGGUUUGUUUACACUUACAUGUUGUGGUUAAUAGUAUUCUAUCUUUAUUUGUCGUUAUUUAUAAUUUCUGAAUAAAUUAUGUGAUAAUGUUCAUCAGUCAACUCAUUGGUGUUCAUUUUUAUUCUAUCAAAAUAAAACAAAUAUAUCAAAAUCAAAUUACAGGAUUGUAUUUACGUAGUUUGUUCAUUUUCCUAGACUGGUGCACUAACAAUGCACCAGUCUAGGAAAUCAUGUGUUUUUCUUUUUUUUCUUUACAUAUGUAGCAUCAUCUACAAAGAUACAAAGAAUUGCUAUGGCGUCAUCUAGUGGACACAUUUAGAACAGCUGUUUCUUUCAUUAAAACAUUUUAGCUCAUUUUUAUACUUCGCAAACUCAUC
Molecule: messenger RNA, 1605 nt
Organism: Nerophis lumbriciformis (worm pipefish)
Lineage: Eukaryota; Metazoa; Chordata; Actinopteri; Syngnathiformes; Syngnathidae
Gene: plpp4
Product: phospholipid phosphatase 4
Biological process (GO): phospholipid metabolic process; phospholipid dephosphorylation
Cellular component (GO): membrane
Molecular function (GO): phosphatidate phosphatase activity
Source: RefSeq, a predicted model, not a curated record